CAUCAUCCUACUCGUGACUCGCUCACAACUCAGCCCGAUCCUCAUUCGCUGUCGCCCGAGGCCCGUCGCUGGCCAUCUUAUCGGUCUCUUACGUGAAGAUACUGUCUGCACAGUGGAGAUGAUGGAGCCCUAGUGCGACUUCCAAAUCUUUUCCACCCGCUUUAUGGCCCUCCGUUGCCAAACGGAGGUCGUCGAACGCGGACCGCGUAUCAUGACCGACUCGGCGGCAACGGGCCCAGGAGACGGCGCACAUGCGCCCCUGAUGGAUCUGAAGUCGGUGAAGGCAACUUCAGAUCAGACAUGGCGUAAAAUCGAGACAAUCGUCGCAACUCAAAACAGACAAAUUCAAGAGUUGCGUGGAGCUAUCGACACGCUGACGGCGUCCGAGCAGUCGCUUCAACAGAGGAACUCGAUUCUGAAGGGCAAGUUGGAAGGUGUCGAGGUGACUGCACGCCGUUUGGAAGAGACUCACAGGCGUCAGUUAGAUCAUGGGAGACGCAUAUUUUGUGCUCUGAAGAAGGACCAUGAUGCUCUGAAGGCGGAACACGAACAGAUGGUGGCGGAUCACAAGCGCCAUGAAGAGGGCUGGCGAUCAUUCAAGGCUUGGUGGCUCAGCAAGGUGGACCCAAACCGAAAGAUUGGCAAUAGCGAGGAGCAAUGCACACCUCGCACCAUACGCAAAGGCAGCAGAUCUUCCACCAGCGAUCAACGUGAUGUAGAGAUGUCAGCUCACGUCAAGCAAACCGCUCGACAGCUGAAAGAAGCCAACGAGGCUGCUACGAGCCCUCAAGCAGCUUCCACCUCGGGCAAGUCUAAAGAGACGCUGAGCUCUGCUGAUCGCAAGAUGCUGCGCCACUUUGGACUGGACCCGACUCGGGUUGGAUGCUCCGGCCCAUUUUUCGUGCCCAGAAGUAUGGAUGAUGUUGGUGGAUCACAGGGUGCCGGUGAGGCGCGCAUCACCAACCUUCAUGAUCACAAUCCUGAGGGUCAUGGAGAUGACAUUCAAGAAUGCGAGAUGGCUUCGCCAUGCGUCAAGUCUGUGUCCCCCUCAAAACCUGUCUCUCCGUCGCAUGAGGUGCUUCAGUCGAGGACUGUAAACGUUACCGUCAGAUCCCGAACGCAUACAGAUGCCCGCCAGUCAGCUUGUGGACGCGAGAACAAGAAGGUUGCUGCAAACGAGGUCACGCCUGCGCGCUCACCGCCUCAAAUUGCAGAGGACUUUGGCAAACCCCAACAUCUCCGUACACCACUUUCCAAAGAUCCGCAGUGUGAGCAGCGCAAGAAGAACCCAACGCGUUCCAAAGAACAGCACCGGGCGGAUGGCAGCAUUCCUUCGCCACUGCCUGAGGCUACGAGGCAAGGGCGCGACCGGAGCCUGCCGAGCGAUGAGGAAGAUGUCGAGCCUGAGCAGACCAAAAUUGACGUCUCGGCUGUUCGAGCCGCUUCACCGAAAGGCGCCGUAGUCGCUACGCUCGGACCCCCUCCAGAAGAUCACAGCGAAGAGGCGCGCAAAAGUACCAGGACUCCUCGCACCCCCAACGCUAUCGUCAGCGUGCCGCAUGUCGCCAUCGGUCGGCCAAUACUUGACGAAAUUACGCGGAACGUCUCCCCUCUACCUAAGACGAGCAGCUUCAUAGAUCUUGAGCUCGGCCCAGCCGCCUUUGCGAAGGUCGACAAGGAUGGACCGGAGUCGAAUUCGGCUCGCAAACGCAUCAAAUUGGACAUUGCGGACGCGCAGCAGCAGAAGGAAGAGUUCAGGCGACAGAGGCGUGAGAAGCGUAGAGAGGAGGUCGAAGAGCUGGCACGUAAUCCGAACAAGUUCAAAGGCAACGGAAGAUAUGCAAACGAGCUGCGAGGUGCCACACGCACCAUCAAUCAGGAUUUUGAGAUCGAUCCCGCGCAGAAUGGCGGAGUCGCCUUUCCCCACAAAGAAGUGGUGAGAGGCAAGCAGGCGCGCAAGAGCUUGCAUGCAUAUGACUGUCAUUGCUGCGCAGCUUGGUACGAGGCUGUAGGCCCGCAUGCUAGACCCGAGGAUCGUCAAGCUCAAUUGCAACAGACGAGCCGCCAUCGUGCUUACGGGCCUCCUGCGUCUACUCCCGAAGGAUAUUGGCGCAUCGAAUUUCCGGAGUCAGCUGAAGCGGAAAAGAUCAAUGCACAGGCUGAGGAGCAGCGAAGAAACAAGAGGGCGCAAAUAGAAAGAGACCCGAGGUUCCGUGAGAGGAUUCACUGAGGCAUUCGCGGCCUGCAGCGGUACCGGGCUAGACACCUUGCCGCAACUAUUAGCGCUGCAUCGCAUUCUUGAGAUGCAGGCAGUAGCAAAUGAUAUCGAUUCGAGUACAUUUUGAAUCCGCUUUGAG
Molecule: messenger RNA, 2357 nt
Organism: Ceraceosorus guamensis
Lineage: Eukaryota; Fungi; Basidiomycota; Exobasidiomycetes; Ceraceosorales; Ceraceosoraceae
Exons: 5
Coding region: 164-2230 (688 amino acids)
Biological process (GO): DNA double-strand break processing involved in repair via single-strand annealing; double-strand break repair via homologous recombination
Cellular component (GO): site of double-strand break
Molecular function (GO): double-stranded DNA binding; flap-structured DNA binding; single-stranded DNA binding
Source: RefSeq, a predicted model, not a curated record